AUGGAUGGAGAGCUGCCCUGCACUGAGGUGGAUGGAGAGUCCUCUGCCACGGAGGACCUGGGAGGGGCGAGGCCCUGGGUGGAGGGCGAUGCAGGAGAGGUGCCCUGUGCUGAGGCCAGUGCAGAAGAGGCCCCUUGUGCCGGGAGCAGCGUGGAAGGAGAGGUGCCCGGCACCGACAGCGACGGGGAAGGGGAAGCGCCCUGUGCCGAGAGCGAUGCAAAGGGAGAGGCAUCUGGCUGUGAGAGUGAUGGGGAGGAGGUACAGGACACUGACACCCCUGCUGCUUCGAAGAAAAUGUCUUCCCUUUCUUCUCCCCUGCGGGCGAUCAUCUGCCUGCGGCGGCGCUACCGCGUUCAGAAGAAGAGCCGCCUGCAUCUGGAGCUGCCCCGAGAGAAGGCGUCAGAGGCUGCCCACACGAGGCUGCUGCAAAGGCAGAUUUCCCUGAACAGAACUAGCCUCUAUGGCCCUUCCAUGUCCUUCUUCAACCAGAGCAGCUUCGAAACCUCCCGGUACUUCACCUUUGACACCUCUGUGGAGCAGUACGCUCUGAAGAAGUGCAGACGGAAAAAGAAUCGAAGGAAAUCCAGGAUAGUCCUGUAUCCUGACAAAACAAAAAGGUACCUUCCAGCAGAGGAGAAGAGCAAGGCAAAACGCUGCCUCCUCUUGCUCAUUGUCAUCAUCUUCUUCCAGAUUCUCAACGCAAUAGAGAACCUGGACGAUAACCUCCAAAAAUAUGACCUAGAUGGUUUGGAGAAAACAAUGCACCGGGAAGUAUUUGGGCAGAAGGUUGCUGUGGAGAGUAUUAUGGAACUACUGAAAGACUAUCUGGCUACCCACAUACACAACAAACCUCUAGUAAUCUCUUUAAAUGGCCCGACAGGAGUUGGGAAGAGUCACGUUGGCUGGCUGCUGGCCAAACAUUUUCGUUCUGUCAUGGACAAUGACUUUGUGCUUCAGUACUUUGUUAUGCACCACUGCCCCGACGGGGUGGCUCCUCUCACUUGUGAAAUAGAUUUGUCUAAGAAGAUUUCUGACAUGGUUACAAGAGCUGAAAUAGAAGAGAAGAUCCCAUUGUUUAUUCUGGAUGAGGUUGAACUCAUGUCUCCAGUCCUGCUGGAUACUCUCAGUCGAUUCUUUGAACCCAAUCAAACCAACGAGUUCCUCAACGCCAUCUACAUUUUAAUAAGCAACAUAGGAGGUGGGGAAAUAACAAAGUUUGUUAUCCAGAAUGCAUCUGCUGAGCUUCUACACCAGCAAAGGGGAGCUGAAGAACUGCUGAGCAUCAUCCAGCCUGUACUGAUCGAUGUCCACCCUCUCUGGAAAUCUGCAGACAUCAUCCCAUUCAUUCUUCUGGAGAAGAGUCACGUUAUAAACUGCUUCCUAGAGGAGAUGAGGAGGGAAGGGCUGUAUCCUGACCAGAAGCAUAUUGAAAACUUAGCAAGUCAGCUCAGCUACUACACUACAGGGGACAAGGAGUACUCCAGGAUGGGCUGCAAGCAGGUUGUGGCCAAAGUCAACCUGCUGUAG
Merops nubicus (carmine bee-eater) is the source of this 1527-nucleotide messenger RNA. It is a transcript of the gene TOR4A, whose product is annotated as torsin family 4, member A. The coding region runs from base 1 to 1527 and encodes 508 amino acids. Gene Ontology annotation, cellular component: nuclear envelope; endoplasmic reticulum lumen. Gene Ontology annotation, biological process: negative regulation of apoptotic process. The record is from RefSeq and is a predicted model, not a curated record. Gene Ontology annotation, molecular function: ATP hydrolysis activity; ATP binding. The transcript has a single exon. Lineage: Eukaryota; Metazoa; Chordata; Aves; Coraciiformes; Meropidae.